ACAAAAAUUUAGAACAGCGUUAUGUAUGAACAUUUUUAAAGAUUGGUUGACAUGGCAUCAGCGUUUGCUCAAUGCGCACGCCCGGAAAUUCUCUGGAUCUCCCAGCACUGGUUGGAUGUGGUUCUUGUAACUGCGCAUAUUUUUUGAUCGUGGAAACAACGUACACGUUGUCCCUGUUUUUCUUUUACCUUUUUUAUCGAGAAGAAUGGCAUAGGGGCCUACUUCCACAAGUCCAGAGCCAUAUAUUGAAGGAAGGAAGGAUAUAUUUCAGUGGUUAUUACCAUUGAAGUAAUUGUUAUUAGAUUAUAACCUUUGACUAUAUAACCAGUUAUAACAUGUCACAUAAUAACUGACAAUAGCUAUACGACGAUACUUAUUGAUAGCGAUAUUAUUUGUUAAAAAUUACAAAAUAAGGAUAUUGGUGUAUUUGUAAAAAGUGUGAUUGUAAAAAUGCAGGAUUCCAGUAGGGAUACUUCAAAAUCUGAACGUACACAAAGAGCCUAUAGACUAGCCACGUCAGAUGUUACGAAGAAAACUCUGUUAGAUACUGUUGUACACAAUAGUCGUACAAUAACAUCUAGAAAUGAAUCCAAAUUUAAUAGAACGACAAUGAUACCAAGUGACAUAAUGCGGACACAGAAGUUACAGAAAAAAGGAAUUGCUACAAGCAGACAGUCAAUCAUGCCAUCACAAUCUUUAUUAGAUAUACAAAAAAGUAUAGAUGUAGAGAAUAAAGAUUUAGAACUUUCACUGCUAUAUGAUGAAUACUUGCGUUCUCUUUUGAUAAAUAUCAUAGUACAAAAGAAAACUGAAGAAAAGAAAAAUUGCAUGAUUACCCAGUUAGCUACAGUAACACAAGAACAUGACCAAGAUAUGAAGAAGUUGAUAAAAAUUAAAACUAGGGAACAAGACAUAAAAAACUUGAGUUCAGCACAAGCAGAAACUGAUGCGCAACUAGCUGCAAUAACAAAGUGCACUAAAGACGAAAUGUUUCAUGUAGUAAAAGAUAAGCUGUCUAGAUUGGAGUAUCUUUUAGCACCUUUAGAUGUAUUGUGUUGUAAUGAUAUAAUUCUACCUGAAACUCCACAACAAUGGAAAGAGACUGAGGAAGCAUUAAAAAAGUGUUCAAAAAUCUUGGAGGACAUUAUGAAUCUAAUUGGACCUAAAGCCAAUCAGUAUUGUACUGUUAAUGAUGAAUUGAGAAACUUUAUGGAGACAUUUAGUGCAAUUGAACAUAUUCAGCAAAAAUUACUAGAAACUUUAUGUAAUUUGCAAGUACAAAUGCUGAAAAAUGCUUCUUUAUUAAUGCAGAAUGGAAAUCAAUAAGUGAUUCUGUAAAAUAUACUAUAUAUAUAUACUUACA
This is a messenger RNA of Harpegnathos saltator (Jerdon's jumping ant), 1363 nucleotides long. RefSeq lists its product as uncharacterized. The coding region runs from base 451 to 1326 and encodes 291 amino acids. The transcript has 5 exons. The record is from RefSeq and is a predicted model, not a curated record. NCBI's taxonomy places the organism in Eukaryota, Metazoa, Arthropoda, Insecta, Hymenoptera, Formicidae.